Molecule: messenger RNA, 1932 nt
Organism: Neoarthrinium moseri
Lineage: Eukaryota; Fungi; Ascomycota; Sordariomycetes; Amphisphaeriales; Apiosporaceae
Exons: 2
Coding region: 1-1932 (643 amino acids)
Molecular function (GO): protein binding
Source: RefSeq, a predicted model, not a curated record
AUGGUCACGACACCAGUCUUCUCUGGUUUUGGAAAACCAGAGCCGACCUUCUCGAAGGAAUUUAAGAGCAGCCCUACACCCACCACCGCUAGGAUGCACCAAAGGCAGGGUAGCCUCCGGGAGAUCUCACCAGACCAAUCUGGCCGUUCCUCCUUCUCGUCGGUUCGUGAGAACGACUCAGACCUCGCCCAGACCUUUACUAGUACCAAGGUCUCUUCCUACUCAAGGCUCUCAGACGACGAAGCAGUGGACGACCUGCCCACACCGCCGCCCGAGAUGGCUACCAUGACUACUACCCAGUUCAGGCCGCCCAUGACGCGGCCGCACAGCAGACUCCACGGUUCCUGGUUCCCUGCUGUUGCCGCUGACGGCUUCGAGGGUUGGAAGCAGAUCGAUGUCAGGGGCAAGACGGCCAGUCGUAGCUUUGGCGACUUGCAGGCCCUCAAGAUUGUGUGGUCGACUCCGGCCUCUCCCUCUAAGCCCAAGGGUCCUCGACGGCCACCACCUGGCCAGGCCCCAAUCGAAAGGUUGCCUCUUGAGCUUCUUGGCCCUAUCAUUGAACUCCUCAUGCUCGACAUUCCGCCGAAUGGCAUCUCGGCCCGGAAUGUUGAUUUGAUGUCGUUGCUUCUGACAUCGAGGACACUACACACGGCAACACUCCAUGCACUGUACCGGAACAUCACCAUCCCCCACUCAAGAAUCUUCCGAAAGUUCCUGAACCACCUUACACUCAACCAAGAACUGGGCACUAUCGUUCGUCGACUGGACUUCAGCCACUUCAACCCCACCACUCUGUUCUCGACGGCGUCGGAGCGAGCUACUACUCAGAACCUGACGCCUGAGACCCUUUCCCAAUGUCUGCAGCUGACUCCAUUCCUGAGAGAGUUCCUGGCGCAGGAGUAUAUCGAUGAUGAGAUCGACGAAGGUGUGUUGCAGAAGUUGUUCUUUGGCAUGGAGAGGCUGAAGGCUCUGGAUUUCACCGGCUGCUCCUCACCUGAGUUCAAGAAUGCCAUGACUGCUAUUGUCUCACGCGAAUGGCCCGAGAUGCUGUCGAUCACACGCCUGUCACUGCACAAGUGCAUCAAUCUUCCAACAGAAGUGUUUACCACAAUUCUUCCUAGACUGUGCAAUUUGACGCACUUGGAUGUUGCAGGCACGCGGAUCACCGAUGAGGCUCUUCAGUCCAUUCCCCACACUGCGAGAAUCACGCACUUGAACCUCGCCAAGUGCAAAGGACUUACCUCCGAGAACGUCAUCGACUUUAUCAAGAACCACCCAGCUGCAAAAAGUCUUGUCUGCCUGAGUCUUGCUUCCGAUGCACGAAGCCAUCAGCUGCUGGAUGAAGACGACCUAGACCAGCUGCUUCCGGCUCUGCCAUCGUCCCUACGCUCGCUAAGCCUUAAGGGAAGCAGGAUGGAUGCCUCGCACAUCGAUGCGCUCCGGCCUCUGACCAAGCACCUUGAGGAGUUGGCCUUGGGCCGAAGACUAAAGAUCGGAGACAUUGAGCGGCUGUUCAGGCCGGAUGAGAAUGAUGACGACAUGAGCAUGGAGAUCGACUGGGAGCCGCACACUCUCAAAUACCUCGACAUUUCCGAUUAUGCUGCUACCGAGCUGGACCUGGGCGCGCUGCUCAACAGCAGGUCCUCGAUCAUGGAGAAGUACAGUGCGCCCCUAGAAGUAAUUGAAGUCAUUGAUGACUUGUACACACGUCUGUCCAAGUCGCCAACUGUUCAGAGGAGCGGCUGGACUGUUACGGAGUUUGGCAGCCGGGCUUGGCUCGUCCGUGUCCACUCCCCCGAUGAUGGACCGCGAGAUUCGGGCUUGCGGUCGUGGAAGAUGGGUGCCUCGUUCUGGGGCAUGCGCAAGAUACCCAUGGCCACCCAGGAGGUCGGCGGCAUGUACGGCUCGUACAUGUUCAAGCGAAAGUUGUGA